Molecule: messenger RNA, 3330 nt
Organism: Halichondria panicea
Lineage: Eukaryota; Metazoa; Porifera; Demospongiae; Suberitida; Halichondriidae
Exons: 16
Coding region: 688-3162 (824 amino acids)
Biological process (GO): positive regulation of transcription by RNA polymerase II
Cellular component (GO): nucleus
Molecular function (GO): protein binding; transcription cis-regulatory region binding
Source: RefSeq, a predicted model, not a curated record
CAAAAUCAAAAGAGCUACAAAGCUAGCAUGACAACCAAAGAUCAGGUCAGCCGACCAUUAUUCUCUAUAGUAUGAGCAAACACCUCUUGGAUUUGCUUCAAGAAAGAUACUACACCAAAGCUUCCUUCAAGGGAAACCUCAGGAAUUGAAGGCCAUCAGAGCCACUGGGGAAGCUACCACCAUCAAGACCUCCACUCCUCACACACAAGCUACAUCAUCGGCUCAGUCCCACCCUGCACACACCCACACAGCUGGUACAGGGUGAGGGAACUGAGGCAGCUCCCCCCACUACAGCAGCACAGACUGAAGUGCCUGGGGCUACUGAAACUGACACUACACCUGCUCAGUUAGACCAACUGAUACAACAGGCAAAGAGUUCUGCUAGGAGUGCAGUGAGCACGAACAUGAAGGACAUUGAGCGUGAGCACAGGAACUACAUGACCCAAGCAAUGCAGUCAGGAAGAACAGCUGCUAGUGCUGCAUAGAUCUAGCAUAACCUAAAGACUUUUUGCCAAACUUUGCAACAAUAAUGUUCAAGACAGCCCCUCCCCUUAAGCUUAUAGUAUUUAAUCAUGACAAGAAUAAUUAUAUCUAUGUGAUUGCAGUUUAAUAAAAGCAACGAAACGACUAUUCAAGUAAUAGUUAGCUACAUUUGCUCUGCAGUAAUUCAGCUAUAUUUUGGAAGUUAUGGAAGAGAAUAUAACAGACUUUUUUGAAGUUCUUGAAAAACUGUGGGAUGUUAGGACAGAAUGGGAGAACUUAGGACUUGCUCUUGGUGUACAACGAGAAACAAUAAAAAAAAUUAAGAGAAAGAACCGUGGAGACGACAAUGACUGCUUAAAAGAAAUGCUUGACGCACGCUUGAAGAAAACCAGCCUCACUUGGUCUGGUUUGUGUGAAGCCCUUAAGAAAUCAUCAGUGGCUCGUAAUAAUGUGGCAGAAAGUAUUAAAACAUUUGUACGAAACAAAGCCGCAACGACUUGUGCAAAACGAAAAAAGACUAAUGAAGAUAACAUGCCGCUGCCAAAGAAACCAAAAAUUGAAGGGCGUAUGCGAAACUCAAGCCUUCGUAGCGAUGGUGCUGAGCCCGAUGGUAGUGAUGAAAGUCCUGAGCCCGAGGAAAGCCGUAGCAAUGAAAGUGCUGAGCCCGACGGUAGUGAUGGAAGUCCUGAGCCCGAGGAAAGUGGUAGCAAUGGAAGUGCUGAGCCUGAGGAAAGUCUGGAUAGUGACUAUGGUAAAGCUGCAACCAACAAACACAAAAAGAGGAGGCGUGGCAGCAGUACAGAUGAUGAAAUAAUGCAGCUGGACAUUGAUUUGGAGUCCAUACAAGAGGCAUUUACAAAGUUUAAGUUAGCCACGAAAUUGUCUUUAGAGCUAAAGCAAAAAAAAAGACAAACGAUCAUCAACGAUCUCACUGUUUGUUUGCUGGGUAUUCCAAGUAAAAGGGCUGUUAAAGAUCGUACAGAGUUGCUUGAGCAUUACAGCGAUAAUCUGAAUAAUGCCAAGACGAUAGAUGCUAUCUUUCAAGUGAUGGAGAAAUUUACGUCAUUUUUAGAUUACCUUUUCCUGAAAGAUAUCAUAAACAAGCACGGAGAACCAGAGGACGAAAUUAAUUUGAAAAAAUAUACUGAGCAACUCGAAAAUUUCAUUCAUAAUUGGAAAGUAAAGCGGCCUCUUCAUGUCAAAGAAAGUACGAAACAUCAGACAAAGUGGAAAUACAAGCUGGACACCGAUACACUGAAAUGGUAUAAAGAUAUCAAAAAAGAUAUUGCAAAGUUCGUGGGCGCUAAAGUGCGUGAAGUAGUUCUGGUAGAAAUCAAGCCUGGCUGUGUUGAGCUCAUCUUUGCACUGCCUACGACAGCAGUUGAGAGGCUGCUAUCCCUCACUCUCUCCCAGAUUGCCGAAGUAGCCGAAUGGACACCUACUGUGCUUAAUGUGACAGUGGUAGAUGGACGUUUGAAAGAUAGUAUCAUCUAUGAGCCCAUCUCAGUGAGGUUGCGGAAAACCUGUCGCAGCGAGACCCCCCCAAAUGUUGAUCUGGUUAGUACCUAUCUGGAGCAAAAGAGAUGUGACAUCAACAUAAGAGAAGAUGAUGAGUUAAAACGGACCCCGUUGAUGUGGGCUCUUAAAAACAAAUACAUUGAUAUUGCUAAACUGCUCCUGAAGUACAAGGCUCAAGUUAAUAUUCAGGACAAGAAAGGGUGGUCUACGUUGAUGCUGGCCUGUAGAGCAGGAGAUCUGGAGAUAGUCCAGGGAAUAGUGGCACUGGGAGCAGAGAUUGACCUGCCCACAAAUGAAGGUUGGACUCCUCUGAUGUGGGCUGCUCAAGAGGGUCAUGCAGAGAUGGCUAGAUUUCUAUUGGAGAAGGGAGCAUUUGUGGAUUUCCCUGACGAGAAUGGGUGGACUCCAGUCAUGCAAGCCAGUCAGGAAGGUCAUGUGGACGUGAUUAAUAUCCUACUGGACCACAACGCUAAAGUCAACCACUUGACUUCUUCUACAACCUGGUGUGCUCUGAUGGCGGCUGCUAAGAACAUGCACAGUGAUGCGGUGGACACACUUCUGAAGAGAGGAGCUCAAGUGGACAUACAGAGAGAUGAUGGAUCCACCACACUGCAAGUUGCUAGCUACUACUCAGGCAACUCUGGUAUCAUAGACACUUUGAUCAAUCAUGGAGCAAAUGUUGAUCAUGUAAACAAGGAUGACAUGACUGCUCUAAUGCUGGCCUCCAGUAAGGGACACCUGGACACAGUACAAGCUCUGCGGAGUGGUGGGGCAGACCUGAACCAGGAACAUACCGGGAGUGGUUGGACUGCCCUCUUCUUUGCUGCCAAAGCGGGGAACUGUGAUGUGUUUAGAGAACUGUUGUGUCAAGGAGCAGGAACAGAGACCUCGUCAGAUAAAGUUGAAAAUGUUGCUCGCAUGUCAGCUAGCCAUGAGGAACUCCUGUCAGACCUUGGGAAAUACAAGAAGAUAUCAGAAUGGAAAAAGGAUGCCGAGAAGCUUGCACUUGAGCAGUACAAGGUCUCAGAAACGAAAACGUAUAUCGUGGAGGAGGCGUUUGAGCAGACAAGGAAAUCAUGGACACUCGUGAACACAGUUUUGGGGAAUUUUAAUGACAUGAUUGAAACCAGCUGCCGCAAUGAGAGAGCUCCAGCUGCAUAAACUGUUUACUGGUACCAGUAAAGGAGAGAUCUCUUGUAACUAUAAUAUAGAUUAUUGACACUUACGCAUUUGUUUUUUCCCUAUACUGGUGAAAUGUUGUUGUCCUAUAUUUUUGUUGUGUGAUAAUUAUACCUGUUCAUAGUUCAUAACGUAUUUGAAUUUUAAUUA